AUCAGAUGUUAUUUGUCGUAUGUGUUAUUUUCGGAGUGUUUCUUUGCAUAAAAGAAAAGGCACAAGCUGACUUAUCACUUUUUCAAUCAGUUUUAAAAUCAAACAUGUUUAUUGACAAGUCUCUACUUCUGAAAGAAAUAAUAAACGGAGAACCCCUGAUAUCAAUCACAGCUCCCAGAAAAUUUGGGAAAUCAACAAACUUGGACAUGAUAAGGAAGUUUUUGGAAAUUGAAGUAGACGAGAAAGGAAAUCCACUUCCAUUAGCGAGUCGUUCUAAUCAUAAACUGUUCAAGAAUAACAAUUUAAAUAUCAUUCAAGAUGAAGAGUUUUGUAAGACUAACUUAGGGGUCUACCCUGUUAUUUAUAUAGACUAUGGACCCCUGUUGCAUAUAGGGAAUAUGGAGGAUUUUGUGGGAAAAUAUACAAAAGUGAUAAGCGAAACGUUCUCACAACACGAAUACCUCUUGAAUAAUAAAACUCUGUGGUCGAACAAUAGUGAAAUCAGUUUUUUUGAAAAUCUAAUUACAGAUGAUGUGAAAAAAGAUCAAAUACCGCACAGUUUUAAAUGGUUAAGCGAGUUAAUGCGGAAACAUUUUGGAAGAACCGUUUUUGUUUUGAUGGAUGAAAGUGAUGCUGUAAUCGAAAGUCUAAUAUUUGUAGAAAACAACGAUAUAUUCGAGAUCACUAAACUUUUACGAGAAACUGAAAAUAAUUUGUUACAGUCUAAUAAUGAAGUUAGAGCAGUUUUGGUGGGAGUCAUAAGAGUUUUUAGGGGAGUCUGUGAUCCGAUCAUUUCUCACCAUCCCUUCCUCGGGAGUGAAAAAUUCGGAAGAUUCUUCGGUAUAACCCAACAAGAGCUUGACGAUUUGUUAAAAAAUCAUAUAACAGAUGAGGAGAAACUAACAGAGAUGACAAAUAAAAUAAACAAGUAUUACAGUGGUUAUUUGCUCUUUUCUAGAGGAAAAACCACAAUAUAUAAUACUUGGGCUAUCAUUCACUUCUUGGAAACCAACACUCACGCUACUGACUAUUUAUGUAGAUCAGAGUAUUUGCUUAAUUAUAGAAAAAUAUGCAGUGUUUACGGACUGACGGAGUGGUUGCAAAAUUUAAUACUAGAAAAGGAAGUAAAAAACACCCAUGUAGAUAUUCACAAACCUUACUUCCAUAGGACAGAAAUUUUCCUGCUAAAUUUAUGCCUUAAAUAUCAUAUUGUUGAUCCGGAUAAGUAUGCAACAAAAAUGUUCCUAACUCUUGUUUAUCAUUUAGGAUAUCUUGCGCCACUUAAGGCUAAUUUACAGACAUUCAAAAUACCUAAUGAAGCACUACGAAGAGAAUUGAAGAACUACAUACCUGAUCGGCCCAUCGAUCCAUUGGCUGAUAUUUGAGGUUUGGAAAACUGGAGGGAAUUGAAGAACUACAUACCUGAUCGGCCCAUCGGUCCAUAUUGGCUGAUAUUUGAGGUUUGGAAACCUGGAGGGAAUUGAAGAACAACAUACCUGAUCGGCCCAUCAAUCCAUUGGCUGAUAUUUGAGGUUUGGAAACCUGGAGGGAAUUGAAGAACUACAUACCUGAUCGGCCCAUCAAUCCAUUGGCUGAUAUUUGAGGUUUGGAAACCUGAAGGGAAUUGAAGAACUACAUACCUGAUCGGCCCAUCAAUCCAUUGGCUGAUAUUUGAGGUUUGGAAACCUGGAGGGAAUUGAAGAACUACAUACCUGAUCGGCCCAUCAAUCCAUUGGCUGAUAUUUGAGGUUUGGAAACCUGGAGGGAAUUGAAGAACUAC
Molecule: messenger RNA, 1780 nt
Organism: Macrosteles quadrilineatus (aster leafhopper)
Lineage: Eukaryota; Metazoa; Arthropoda; Insecta; Hemiptera; Cicadellidae
Exons: 2
Coding region: 6-1385 (459 amino acids)
Source: RefSeq, a predicted model, not a curated record